GAACUCUUCACAGCAGAAUGCAAAUUCAAAGAGUCGGUGUUCGAGAACUACUACGUGAUCUACUCGUCCAUGCUGUACAGACAACAGGAAUCGGGGAGAGCAUGGUUCCUGGGGCUUAAUAAAGAGGGCCAAGCCAUGAAGGGGAACCGAGUGAAAAAGACAAAACCAGCUGCUCACUUCCUGCCCAAGCCAUUAGAAGUCGCCAUGUACAGAGAGCCAUCGUUGCAUGAUGUAGGAGAGACAGUGCCCAAGGCGGCCGUACCUCCCAGUAAAAGCACAAGUGAGCCGGCAGUGAUGAACGGAGGCAAACCCGUCAGCAAGCCCGACAAACCCGCCACAUAGCCACGCCCGAGCCGCGUCCCACCUACGUGUGCAGAAGGGAGGAACGAGACGGAGGCGGGAUUUUUUUUUCCGACGUGACUCCAGACCCUCUUUCUUCAUUGGAUCGCAUCCAAGUGAACUUCCCUUCCUUUAUUCUCUCGCUCCUCCUCCCUUUCUCCAGCUGUGGAUGGAUUCUGAGGUGGCUGAGCUCGCUCAGUACAGGAGGGGAAGAGGACCUCUGAUCAUGGACUGCCUUUAGAUUCCUCUGAAACUAUGAGAAUUCAUGGGAAUACCAUGUUUCACAAUGACGCUUACUUUGCUUGAUUACAGUUUGUUAGAAAAAAAAAAACUCCCUCUCUCUAUAAUGCCCUGUUGCAGCAGAGCCUGUGUACCUUCAGAUCUAUUUUCUAUACCACAGUUCACCAGCUAUGUUCUGGGAUAGAGACUGUAUAGAUAGAGUAAAUAUUUGGGCUAUGGUCCUAUAUUUUUUACAAGUAUGUUCCCCUCUCCUUCUCUUUCUAUUUCCGGUCACACAUUUUUCUUCUCUUUGUCAAGGAACACAGAAAAGAUGAACACAUUUUUGCAGGGGAGUUAUGUUAUUUUCUAAGAAAUACAUGACGAUAGAUGUGGCAUAAAAAAAAGGAUACGUAUGAAAAAAAAAGUCAAAAUUUACUUUUUGCCGAGAACAUGCACACAUGUAAAGACGGCCACGCAAAGUUUGUGUGGCAAAUGAGAGACGCUGCUUUUUUUACAGCCCAUAAAAACACGCCGGAGGCUGACAGAUAGCUCCUGCAAUCAUAGUUGAUGAAGUGCUAAUUACCGUCACUGCAAUCAAUGAAAGGAGCUCCCUACACACAUGCAAACAUGCACACACACACACAUUUAUAAACAGAUGUGUGUGUGGGUGGUAUAGUGCUGUGAGGAAUGGUGUAUACAUAUCACUAUCUAUGUCCCACCAGCGGUUCAGUCCGCCUUCUCUGGUAAAUAGAAAAACCUGAAAUCUAUUUUUCUUUAAUCUUAUUUCAGAGCGUGGGCUCUAGGAAUAUCUCUAGGCCUUGUAGGCCUCUGUCCCUCACUCACUGACUUUUUUUGGUCUAAGAGGCAAAGGCUUGUGGCUUUGACCCAGAUGGUCUACAACUACAGCACUGGCAGCCAUCUUAUGGCGAUGUCUACUUAAAGCAAAGAAAAACAACAUGGCUGACAACCAGUAGGUGACAUUUAUACUGGCUGCAUUCCUAUUUGGUUCAGCAAACUAAAAGCAUGGACAAGGUUAAUAUUGUGUUCUCUUUUUGCAGCAGUUAUACAAGAGAUGGCUUCUAGUGCAACAUUUUCACUGUAUAAAACGUAGGGAAAAUGACAAUUAAAGAUCAUAACUUUUUAAAUGACUAGAUAUUAUUAUGAUUACUAUUAUUAUUAUGAGAGGAUUUGUCUCCUAGCUCAGCAUGCAGAGUCCAGUACUGAUCAUCUUGGCCUAUUACGUGCCUGUUUGGACCUUGAUUCCCGGCAUGCAAAAACAGGAUCCCAGUCCCCACUGGGCCAAAGGUGCCUCACUCACCCAAUAGAUCCAUGUAGAGGACACGUAGCAUUGUUCAUCACGAAAAAAAACAACAACAAAAAAAAAACUAUAUAUAUCACACUCAGAUGUAUCCACUCUGAUACGACCAAAGUCUUUCUUUCCAUCCCGAGAAGAGUUUUAAAAAGGAUAAAAAGAACAAGCGAAUCUUUUAAAAAUCUGAGAACUCUCAGAUUCAAUUCAUCAAAGCUUUCACUGUGAUAUCAUUUCCUCUGUUCGAAAUACUCCACUCUGCUCAGACCGGCACAGGUCUUGACUGAUGUCAGUUUUGGAAGAAGUACAUAAACCAUGAAUUAAUCACAUGCAUGCAUUUUCUAUAAGGAACGAGGCAUGGGCGUUGCCCUCCACUCUGCGUGAGCAGAGGAGCAUUGAAGUUCAAGUGUGGGAGUUGAAUGGGCAUGUUGUAGGCUUCCGUGCACUCACACUUAAUAUCCGAACUUAAUCCACGGCGCUUGGUUUUGCAUUUCAUCACGAUUGUUAGCAAUUUUAUCAAAGGUCUAUUUGAUCAACAUUUUUUUACAUCUUGCUACAAUGAUUUUUUUUCCUAAUAGUUUUACUAGAUAAGAUUUAGAAUAUUAAGUAGAUUGUUGCUGCUGUAUGCUGCUAAAAGUGCGACUAUGUUAUAAGAAAUUAAUUUGGUAAUUUUAAUUUUCUGAGUUUAUUGGAAUUAUACAUAACCAUUUCCUACUACAGCACAUCAAAGAACAUUAGUUAGACGCCAUUACUUGUCUGUAUAAUGCUGUUUAAUGCUAUGAAAAAUAAUUGUACACAACUACACUCUCACACAGGAGCUGGAAACCACUGAAGUCGUAAUUCUGGGCGGAUGUUUUGCCCUCGUUACGGCUAGUUAUCCUCCUCUUUUUCAAACUCUACAUGCUGGGCUGGUUACCACUUCAGCCCUUUUUCAGUCCUGUUCACUGGCUCCUCUGAGGGUGGCAUUAUUUUUGUAACUGACUGGUGUGUAAAUGUACAUCCCUGUGGUCAUCUUUCCUCUUCUGUUCGUCUUCAUUUCUCUGGUAUGCGGGUCGUUUGUGAUGUCGUCUUUCAGAUCUCGGUCACGUUUACUUUGUUCUCCCUCUCUUUAAAUGUGUUACAAGGAUAUUCAAAAAACUUUGUUGCUUCUGUUUUCAACCUCUUGUUUUGUAUGUUGUCCCAUCUGUUGCAUGGGGAGAGGAUGGCAUUGAUGAACUGCAUGUAGUAGGCUAUGUCAAGAACCGUUGGUAUGUACUGCUAAUUUUACAUAUAUGCAAUGAGUUUGUCUACACUAUACAGUUUGUGUUUGUUGUAUACGUAUAUACAACAUAUUGAAUAAAAUAUUUACGUAAAGGUGUACUGUAAUGUCAGUAACUCGAUACUUAAUGCAAUAUAGCGUGCAGUAUAUUAUUGCACCUGUCAUUUUUGACGAGACAAAUAAAGCAGAGGGUUUGGCUAGUUUAAGCAUGAAAAAGGCCAAAGUAGAAUUAACAUAACAUUUUCUUAGUGACUUUGUAUUGGUCCUCUUUUCAAGUGGUCACUGAGCUCUUGUGUCGAUGCACAUUUCAUCCCCUGAUACAAUCUUUUGAAGUGACAUGGAUAUCCGGCAUGCCACAACCGAACUAUUUAUGCCCUUCUCUUUGUUUUAUUCCACUUUAAUCUAAUCACAUCUAGCAUAGUGUAAAUUUACACGGCAGAUUCUCUGGUUUGAUUUCCUUAUGGGAUAAGAAUAGGCACUAUCAAAAUUAUUUAUUUUCCAAACUAUAUACAAUAUACCAUGGCAAGAAUGCCCAUCAGAGUUAUGUCAUGUUAUAACAAAUUUGUAAACAUGUAUGAUUAAGGUCUUCACAUUGUUUUCCAUGCAAAAUGUUGUGUCAUGCGGCACAUUUAAUGUUUUAAUAUGAAAAAGAAAAUAAACAUUCAAAGAGUAACCUCUGUCUUGAGCUUUUGAGCAAGCUUUCAGUCUAGAUUUAGGAUGAUAUACCAGUUGGUAUCAGUUUAAGACAUAGGGUUAAAAGUUCCUUAAAUGCAACUCAUUAAUACAAUUCUUUCCCCUUUCCAGCAUCUUGAUUUGUGAAGUACACACACCCUAUUGUAUGUUCUGAAAUACAAAAAAUGAAACUAUGAAAAUAUAAAAAAUAUAAUGGAA
Molecule: messenger RNA, 4016 nt
Organism: Menidia menidia (Atlantic silverside)
Lineage: Eukaryota; Metazoa; Chordata; Actinopteri; Atheriniformes; Atherinopsidae
Source: the annotation of a GenBank genome assembly